AUGAGAUUAAGUAAAAUAUUAAACCUUGUAACAGCUUUAUUCUUUGGAGUGUCACUUUCCUUAUCAAUUGAAAGACAAAUAAAGCUAGGAUUGAACUUUGAUGGAAACCUAAGUUUGACAUUAGCCUUUGAAGAGGAUUAAAGUGAUAAUGACCCUGAGAUAAAUUUGUCAACAAAAUAGAAUUAAACUAUUCUAACUAAAGAUGUGACUGUUGAAUAAAACGAUAUCAACAUUAAUAAAGCAAAUUUGAUUCACUAAGAUGAUGAUGGAUAAGAUUAAUCUUUAAGUACAUUUCUUGAUCAUGUAUAAGAUAUUGAUCCUAAUAUUAACGUUGGUAUUAAUGGUGGUUCUAGCAAUAAUAAUGAAAACACUCAUGGAAUUGUGUCAAAUGGGACUAAUUAAUCGGUGAUAGUUGUUAGAAAAAUACCUGCUUCCGCAAAAAUUUUUGUGAAGGCUUAAACUGAUGGCAAAAUCGUUAAUUAAUAGUAACUAAAUACAUUUAAAGAACAAUAAGGCUUCAAUAAAGAUCUAUAUUUGAAUAAAGUCUACAAAUUAAUGGUAACUUUAAUGAGGUAAAGAGAAUUAAACGAUAAGAUAAAACAGAUUUAUGAUUAGCUACUUGAAUACGAAGACUCUGAUUCUAAUGAUAAUUAAUGA
This is a messenger RNA of Stylonychia lemnae, 657 nucleotides long. The record is from the annotation of a GenBank genome assembly. NCBI's taxonomy places the organism in Eukaryota, Ciliophora, Spirotrichea, Sporadotrichida, Oxytrichidae.